AUGGAGCAUGAUUCUGAGGAGGUGGUGCUAGAAUGGGGAGAAGGGAAAAAAUGUCCUCGACAAACCUUGGGUGAGGAUCGCAUGAUGUUGGCUACAGGUGGGGUGGAGAAUAUCACUGAGAAGGAAAAUUCAGUUGUUCUUUCCCCGGAAGUUGCCAAAUUAAUGAUUAUCGUCGGCCCGAUCACUCCUGGUCAGGUGUCUUUUUUUCUCGGUAUAUUUCCGAUGAUUUCAGCUUGGGUCUAUGAAGAGUAUUAGUACAAUAAAAAUUCCCUGGCAUCCAAUGCUAGGCAAUCUGAUCUGAGUUCCGUUGAAAGCGGAAACAAUGCCGUUGAAGAGGAUGAUAGAGCGGUUUUGUUGGAAGCCGGAGGUCUUCAAUCAGCUUCUCCUAAAGCUCGAUCCUCAACAUCUUCCUUGUCUCCAUUUUUUAAGUUUCUUAUGAUGGAUGAGACUUUCUUCGUUGAGAACCGGCUGACACUUCGAGCUAUAUCUGAAUUUGGCGUUCUUUUGGCGUAGUAUUACGUCUGCGACCGCACUGAUGUGUUUGCCUCUUCCAAAAAGAACUAUAAUCGGGAUCUCUUCUUGUUCCUCUACUUCCUUCUAAUCAUAGUUUCAGUGAUAACUUCUUAAAUGCACCAUGAUAAGUCACCAUUUUCAGGGAAAUCUAUACUUCAUUUGAACAGACACCAAACUGAGUGGAAAGGUUUGAUGCAGGUUUUGUUUUUGAUGUACCAUUACUUUGCAGCAAAAGAGAUCUAUAAUGCUAUCCAAGUUUUCAUUGCGGCUUAUGUGUGGAUGACUGGAUUUGGGAACUUCUCAUAUUAUUAUGUAGGCAAAGAUUUCAGUCUUGCUAGGUUUGCACAGAUGAUAUGACGACUAAAUUUUUUUUUUUGCUGUGUCGUCCUCAAUAAUAGUUAUAUGUUGUACUAUAUAUGCCCAAUGCAUACUCUGUUUCUUAUGGUUUUUGGAGCACUUGGUAUAUAAAAUGAGUACAACGAGAAAGGGUCAGUCAUUGCUCUAAAAAACAUUGCCUGCUUUUUGGUGGUUAUCCUAGUUUGGGAAGUGCCUGGAGUGUUUGAGGUUCUCUGGAAUCCAUUUACCUUUUCACUUGGAUAUACUGAUCCUGCAAAGCCCAGCUUUCCUCACUUGCAUGAGUGGCAUUUCCUCUCAGGCCUUGAACGUUACAUAUGGAUUAUUGGAAUGAUCUAUGCUUACUACCAUCCAACUUUAAGUUCUGAUGCAAUUAUUUUCCAUCUUUUGGUUGUAUCUUCUGGCUAUGAAAUAAUGCAAUUUACUUAGGAAUAGCAAUGAUCAUACGCUAUUAGUGUUUUCCUUUUAGAGUCGAUUGCUUGAUACUCUGGAGUUAUUGUUGCAGGUUGAACAAUGGAUGGAAAAACUUGAGGAAACAGAGAUGGGGUUAUUCUGGUUUGAAUACAUAUACAAGCUUGACAAGAUCACAUACAAUACCAUCCUUAUACCUCAUGGAUCCCUAUAACUGUGUAUAUAUGUUUACGAAAUGUCACCCAGUCCUUCCGGAGCUACACUUUAACCUUUUUUGCAUGGCUUGGAAAGAUAACACUGGAGACAUAUAUCUCACAGAUCUACAUCUGACUGCGGUAAGUUGAAGUUGAUAACAAAAAAUUGAAGAAGUCAUCUUCGAUCAUCCCGAUUCUCAAAAUAUGGAAAAUCGGUUAGGUUAGGAAAUGAUCUAAAGUAAGUAUAAGGACUUCCAAAUGAAGUGUUACUUUUGUUGCAUUAUUUUUGUUUGCUAUUUACCACUAAUACAAUGAUUCAUUACCAUGUCUGUCUAAAGCAACUCUGAUUGGCUUGGGUUAAAGCACUUAGGAGAUCCUUGGAUUCUAGGGAUCAUAUCAAAUUAGUCCUCUAUUAUUAAAUGGAUCAAUUUAUCCCUAUACUAUUAAAAAGAAUCAAAUGAGUUCAAAUUGUAACAAAGUUAACAUUUGUUGUAUUAGAAAUAUCUUGAAAAUUAUUAUUUAAUUGUAGUUCAAUUCCAAAUAAAAUAUUUCAUUUACGAAACCAUAAAACUUUAAAAAUAUUAACUUUGUUAAACAGUAAAUGUUGACUUUAUUCCAAUUUGGCCUUAUUUGAUUCCUUUUAAUAGUACAGGGAUUAAAUUGAUUUAUUUAAUAAUAGAGGGACUAAUUUGAUACAGUAAUACAGGGAUCUCCUAAGUACUUUCAUCAAUUGGGUUGCAUUAUUGCAUUGUAGAGAUGUUAUUAAUAUAGUGUAAUUUAUAUAAAGAAGUUAAAUAGAUUAUUUGAGCAUUUUUUUUGUAACCACAUAUCCAUCGACAGUCAAAAUUCAGGGAUGAAUAGGAAUGGAAUCCACAUUUAACUAUAAAUUUAGGAGACAACAUUUGCAUGUAUGAUGAACAAAUAAAAAUAACGUUAAACAACAAUUCAAGACAGAGGGAUUUGCCCUUUAAAUAAAUAGAAUAAAAGCUUUAUUCUGAAACAGACAAUUAGGAUCCUGAUUGAAACACAAACCAACCAUGGGAAUUGCCAAUAAUACAUACAUACCAACUCAUAACACAAGUAUAUGUUACAAUCUCAUCAAUGGUUUGUACUUUGUAGCUUACCCUUUCUUUUUCUUCUUCUUUUUUGUCUAAACCAUUUUUUUAAUUUAAAUUGUGUAGAGGUUGAAUCUUAAUGAUUUGAAUUAAAAGGUUGUGUU
Gossypium arboreum is the source of this 2691-nucleotide messenger RNA. Its product is annotated as protein REDUCED WALL ACETYLATION 2. Gene Ontology annotation, molecular function: acetyltransferase activity. NCBI's taxonomy places the organism in Eukaryota, Viridiplantae, Streptophyta, Magnoliopsida, Malvales, Malvaceae. The record is from RefSeq and is a predicted model, not a curated record. Gene Ontology annotation, biological process: xyloglucan metabolic process; xylan biosynthetic process; plant-type secondary cell wall biogenesis. Gene Ontology annotation, cellular component: Golgi apparatus.